Ziziphus jujuba (common jujube) is the source of this 684-nucleotide messenger RNA. RefSeq lists its product as uncharacterized. Bases 1 to 684 code for a protein of 227 amino acids. Gene Ontology annotation, molecular function: nucleic acid binding; RNA-DNA hybrid ribonuclease activity. The transcript has a single exon. The record is from RefSeq and is a predicted model, not a curated record. Lineage: Eukaryota; Viridiplantae; Streptophyta; Magnoliopsida; Rosales; Rhamnaceae.
AUGCCGAUAAACAUGUUUAGCUGCAUCCUUUUGGAACAUAUUUGGUGGAUUCGAAAUCGUGUCAUGCAUGGGAAAGACAUUGAAAGCCUGGAAUUUUCCAUGCAGACAAUCACCAUCAGGUUUAACGAAAUUAAAGACUCCAUCUCGCAUGAUCUUAUGGGCCGUCCAACCGUUUCAUCCAUUAAUAGUAGACAAGGUUGGAGCAGACCGACAGUAGGAACAUUCAAAAUCAACACCGAUGCUGCUUUGAGCAAACGAGGAAGCUGUCUGGCCAUGGUUGUGAGAAAUGCCGCAGGAAACAUUCUCCACAUCCGAUCCUUCAAAUCUGUGAUUGAUAUUCCAGAUGCGGCGGAGAUGGAAGCUAUUCUGAAGGCUUUGCAAGUGGCUUAUAGUUACGGAUGGAGUAAUAUUUGCUUAGAAUCUGAUGCUUCCGCUGUCAUUGAUUCCUUAGCUACCAAGAAUAGAAAGGCUUUUCACUGGCAAGCUGAGCACCUUGCGAAUCUUAUAUUUCAGUUGACUCAUGUGUCUUUUGUCUGGACUGCGAGAGAAAACAAUAGGUGUGCUCACCUAGUUGGGCAGUGGGCUAAGAAAUUUAGUUUUUUUGGAGAGGUAGAUUUAUAUUCCCUGCCUCCUUAUUUUGUAAGUCUGUUGAUUCAGGAAAGCGAUCGUGGUGUAGCUACCUGA